AAGGACGAGGAACCUGGUUCCCCCGAGCGGUCCCGGCGCCUGCGCGCUGCGGGCUCCGGGCCUCCCGGCCUGAGGGAAAGAAGCAGGGAAGAUGGCGGCCGUUGUGGAAAAUGUAGUGAAGCUCCUGGGGGAGCAGUACUACAAGGACGCCAUGGAGCAGUGCCACAGCUACAACGCCCGCCUCUGCGCCGAGCGCAGCGUGCGCCUGCCGUUCCUGGACUCGCAGACGGGGGUGGCCCAGAGCAACUGCUACAUCUGGAUGGAGAAGCGGCACCGGGGUCCAGGAUUGGCUUCAGGGCAGCUAUACUCUUACCCUGCCCGUCGCUGGCGAAAAAAACGGCGCGCCCACCCCCCUGAGGACCCAAGACUGUCCUUUCCAUCUAUUAAGCCAGACACAGACCAGACUCUGAAGAAGGAGGGGCUGAUCUCUCAGGACGGCAGUAGUUUGGAGGCCCUAUUACGCACCGACCCCCUGGAGAAGCGAGGCGCCCCGGAUCCCCGAGUUGAUGAUGACAGUCUAGGCGAGUUUCCUGUGACUAACAGUCGCGCAAGGAAGCGGAUCCUAGAACCGGAUGAUUUCCUAGAUGACCUCGACGAUGAGGAUUAUGAAGAAGACACUCCUAAGCGUCGGGGCAAGGGGAAAUCCAAGGGUAAAGGUGUGGGCAGUGCCCGUAAGAAGCUGGAUGCUUCCAUCCUGGAGGACCGGGACAAGCCCUAUGCCUGUGACAAUAGUUUCAAACAAAAGCAUACCUCGAAAGCGCCCCAGAGAGUCUGUGGAAAACGUUACAAGAACCGGCCCGGCCUCAGUUACCACUAUGCCCACUCCCACUUGGCUGAGGAGGAGGGCGAGGACAAGGAAGACUCACAGCCACCCACGCCAGUCUCUCAGAGGUCCGAGGAGCAGAAAUCCAAGAAGGGCCCUGAUGGGUUGGCCCUGCCCAACAACUACUGUGACUUCUGCCUGGGCGACUCAAAGAUCAACAAGAAGACAGGGCAGCCCGAGGAGCUGGUGUCCUGCUCGGACUGUGGCCGCUCAGGGCACCCGUCCUGUCUCCAGUUCACUCCCGUGAUGAUGGCGGCUGUGAAGACCUACCGCUGGCAGUGCAUCGAGUGCAAGUGCUGCAACAUCUGCGGCACCUCCGAGAACGACGACCAGCUGCUCUUCUGUGACGACUGCGAUCGUGGCUACCACAUGUACUGUCUCACCCCGUCCAUGUCUGAGCCUCCGGAAGGAAGUUGGAGCUGCCACUUGUGUCUGGACCUGCUGAAGGAGAAAGCUUCCAUCUACCAGAACCAGAACAACUCUUGAUGUGGCCACCGCUUCCCGUACACCUAGGGCCGUCUCUCCUCCUGUCUUGUUUUUCAUGCCCAACCCAACUUCCUCCUCCUCCUCUUCCUCCUGUCUUUCACAAGUCCAGAGAACCUUGGGGUGGUCGUGCCAACCUGCCUUUGGCGGCAGCAAGCUGGGGUGACAGCUCUGACCGCCUCGGGCCCCGGGCCCUCAGGGAGAACGGAGCAGCACACGGCCCCAAGGCUGACCUGCGGGCUGCUUCUCACUGCUCUCGUGAAGUGCAUUCACUCUGCCUGCCUUGGGCCCCGGCCCUGGUGAUCACAGGGUUCAGUGUUGUCUCAGAAAGGCGGGGGCACAGCUCACUUCUCCCAGCUCUGCCUGCUCUGUGGCCUCCAGGGUUUGCCCUUCCCCAGGGAGCCUGGCCGGGGCCUCUGCUGGGAGCCGCUGGGAGUGAGCGCUGAGUGGGCUGUGGCUGUGCUUGCGGGAGCUGCCCUUGCCCUUCGUGCUGCUGCUUGCUUGGCCUUGCCCCUCCUCCGGUGGCUCCGCCUCCUGCUCCUGCUCCCCAGGACCCUCUGCCUGAGCUGCCCUCUGGCUCUACCCUCCCUGACCACCCCAGCCCAUGGGCAGGGGCAGCUUCAUCCCAACUUCUCCUUAGGCUCACCUGCGCAUUGCCACAGGUGGUCUCUAGCAACCGAAGCAUUCCCCACCCUUGGGAUUUCCUGUCUUCUGCUCCCCUUCCUAUUCCCUUUGGUUUUGUGGGGACAGCAGAAGCAUCAGGGGGCCAGGCCAGCUGGGGGCCACAGGGAGACGUUGGAUAAUGUGCCUGUUUUUUAACUCGAUGAAAAAGCCUACCUCCGAAAUCCCCUUUUUGUUCUUCCUGGACCUGGGCACUCAGCUCCUGCCCUUAACUGAAUUGGAGUCUCUGCCUCCUGCUCUGUGUUUCUGGCUCCUGGCUCACGGGGGAGCCACUUGACACCCCUUUCUUCCCUUGCACGCUCGCUAGCAGCUGGUAAGGUCGUUACACCCUGACUCCUGUUCUCUGCCUGGUGACACGCUGAGUAGGGGGCAGCCUCGCCUGGACACCUGGAGUGGCCUUCCUCGUGGCUGUGGGCGGGCCUGAUUCACUGUUGCUUUGGAGUUGAGGUCUCUCUCUUUCUUUAGCUCCUGUACUCUAAACAUUAGUACAAAUAAAUGUUUUUACACAGA
Condylura cristata (star-nosed mole) is the source of this 2497-nucleotide messenger RNA. RefSeq names its product D4, zinc and double PHD fingers family 2 (gene DPF2). The transcript is spliced from 12 exons. Gene Ontology annotation, cellular component: nBAF complex. Gene Ontology annotation, biological process: nervous system development. The record is from RefSeq and is a predicted model, not a curated record. NCBI's taxonomy places the organism in Eukaryota, Metazoa, Chordata, Mammalia, Eulipotyphla, Talpidae. The coding region runs from base 92 to 1309 and encodes 405 amino acids.